AUGUUGCUCAGCAACGCCAUGAUGAACCAAGACACGUGUCUCGAUGGUUUCACGACAAGUGACCAUGACAAUAACAAUGAUAGGACGUAUGAGUUGGCUGAUAACUUGAAGGAAAGCAUGUUAAACAUUUUUAAUAAUCUCGGUAACUCUUUGGAUAUGUUUCAAAAGCUUAUGGAGAAGAAACAUUCCCCAAAAGCUUAUGAUGUUGACGUUGAAUUCCCGAGUUGGAUCUCAAAGAAUGACAAGAGACUCAUUCACGGUUUGGUGCUAGGGACCAAUUUCAAUCUCACGGUGGCAAAAGAUGGUACAUGA
Messenger RNA from Arabis nemorensis, 312 nucleotides. NCBI's taxonomy places the organism in Eukaryota, Viridiplantae, Streptophyta, Magnoliopsida, Brassicales, Brassicaceae. The record is from the annotation of a GenBank genome assembly.